UGGCUAUCUAGUCCUCUUCUUUUCUUUCACAGAGCCCAAAGUUCCUACAUACAACAAAAUUGUACAGCGGAAAAGCAAAGUGACACGCUGAUUAAGUAUACAUGGACAUGGGAACAUCAAGCAUGAGCAUGGGAGGUGCGACGGCGACUGCAACCGGGACAAUGACUGCAGUGACCACCGCUGCGGCUAUGGAUAUGGGAGGCGGAUGUCAAAUUUCUAUGCUUUGGAACUGGUAUACCAUUGACUCGUGUUUUAUCUCGAGCACAUGGCACAUUACCUCGAAUGGAAUGUUCGCUGGCUCUUGCAUUGGCGUGAUACUACUCGUCAUGUCACUAGAGUUCCUUCGUCGAGCAUCAAUAGAAUACGAUCGCUUUAUCGUCCGUCAAGCACGAAAUCAACAUCAGUACAUCCAGUCUAACGCAGAGAUCAAUCCCAAGAUAGACGGAUCCGGCCCUCAGUCGACUCAAACUGUCGUUGCUUCACAAAAAACUAGGCAAAGCUUUCGACCAGAUCUCUUGCAACAGAUAAUCAGAGCACUCUUUCAUAUGAUGCAGUUUGCAGUUGCAUACUUCGUUAUGUUGCUGGCUAUGUAUUUUAAUGGAUACAUCAUCAUCUGUAUCAUAAUUGGAGCUUUUCUAGGUGCUUUUGUGUUCAGUUGGGAGCCGAUAAAUUUGAGAUCUAAGGAUAAUGAGGAAGCAACCUUCUGUUGUGGUUAGUGAAGUUGUUGAAAGACUGAAAUGGUCAACUUAGAUCGGAUUCGGUGGCACUGUAUAGAGGUAUAGGGGAACGAAGCUGAGAAGUGUCAGGAGUUGAACGUGAAUGAGAUUCUAGGACUCAAUGUUCGUAGUGGAAUACCAAUAGAAACUAUGAUAGAAGAAUAAACGAAUAGCUGGCAAUUAAUCACACCUAAAAGGUCUAGUCAGGCAAGUCACUAAUGACCUGUAGACAUAUACCAGCAACAAUCAAAUCUUACUC
Messenger RNA from Botrytis sinoallii, 975 nucleotides. RefSeq lists its product as uncharacterized. Gene Ontology annotation, cellular component: membrane. Gene Ontology annotation, molecular function: copper ion transmembrane transporter activity. The transcript has 4 exons. Lineage: Eukaryota; Fungi; Ascomycota; Leotiomycetes; Helotiales; Sclerotiniaceae. Gene Ontology annotation, biological process: copper ion transmembrane transport. The coding region runs from base 102 to 716 and encodes 204 amino acids. The record is from RefSeq and is a predicted model, not a curated record.